Messenger RNA from Didymosphaeria variabile, 1083 nucleotides. It is a transcript of the gene PEX19, whose product is annotated as Peroxisome chaperone and import receptor. The transcript is spliced from 3 exons. The record is from RefSeq and is a predicted model, not a curated record. NCBI's taxonomy places the organism in Eukaryota, Fungi, Ascomycota, Dothideomycetes, Pleosporales, Didymosphaeriaceae. Gene Ontology annotation, biological process: protein import into peroxisome membrane. Bases 1 to 1083 code for a protein of 360 amino acids. Gene Ontology annotation, cellular component: peroxisomal membrane; peroxisome.
AUGGCCGAGGUUUGGCACGGAGAUGCAUGCGACUCACAAGCAAGUCUGUUGAUCCUCAGUCAUUCAAAUUUUCUCACAUUUGCUCUUGUGUACGCGCAGUCCAAGAUGGCGGAAGCUCUGGAUAAAAAGAGCAAUGUGGUAAAGGCAGAAGAAGCGCCCAAGGCUCCGCAGCAGGCGAAAGAUGACAUCGCAUCUGAUCCCGAGGAAGACGACCUCUCAGACUUGGACGAUGUUCUGGAUGAAUUCUCAAAUGUCAACCUCAGAAGUGAAUCCAAAGUUCCCUCCGCGCCAGCUCCAGCAUCCUCCGGCCCUGGCAGGCCAGAAGCCCCCGCACUCGACCCCGCGGAAGCUCUGGUAGAAGAUCAAAAUGAGUUUGAGAAGGAACUGCAGAAGCAGAUGGAGCAGCUGCUUGGUCAGGAAGGAUUUCCAAAGGAGUUUCAGGAUCUAAUGAAAGAGAUGGGGAAUGCGGUGGGCGAGGACGAUUUGGUAGCAGGCGCAGGAGUAGCAGGCGCAGCAGCACCUAUCGCAAGCUCCAGCAAGGCUGAGGGUGAAGCUGAGGCAAAAGGGGAGCAGACGUUCCAGGAGUCAAUACGUAAAACGAUGGAGCGUAUGCGGGAAUCUGGAGAUGCUGCGGGCGCCGCUGCAGCCAAAUCAUCUGAUGACGAUAUCCUUGCACAAAUGCUGAAGGAGAUGGAGUCGGGCAAUCUGGGUGGCGAAGGUGGUGAAGAGGACUUUAGUAAGAUUUUGAUGGGAAUGAUGGAGCAAUUGACAAAUAAGGAGAUCUUGUAUGAGCCGAUGAAGGAACUGAACGAUAAGUUCCCGGAUUGGAUGGAGAAGAACAAGGGCAAGGUAGACGCAGUCGACUGGAAGCGGUACGAAGAGCAGCAAACACUGGUGAAAGAGAUCACGGACAGAUUUGAGAGGAACGGUUACUCGGACGAGAAUGCGGAGGACCGAGAGUACAUUGUCGAAAGGAUGCAGAAGAUGCAAGCAGCUGGCUCACCACCGCCCGAUCUUGUCGGCGAUAUGAAUGCGGCGCAGGAAGCUUUCUCAGAAAUGGACCAAGGCUGCCCUACGCAGUGA